Messenger RNA from Gossypium arboreum, 936 nucleotides. RefSeq lists its product as uncharacterized. The record is from RefSeq and is a predicted model, not a curated record. Bases 308 to 778 code for a protein of 156 amino acids. The transcript is spliced from 3 exons. Lineage: Eukaryota; Viridiplantae; Streptophyta; Magnoliopsida; Malvales; Malvaceae.
AAAAGCAAAUGGUAAGAAAAAAAAAGAUAACGAGAAUCUAAUCUUAUCAGACACAAAAAACACCCAUUACGCAAAGCAAGCUUAAACUAAAGCCAACCCUAACCUAAAGUUGCCCCACUCUUAUCAUCUUCUCUGUCCUUUUAUGCUUGUCUCUUCACAGAAUCUGUAACAUCAUCACCAUUUGUUAUUGCAGCAUAUAACUCUGGUUCUCAGUUGACUUUUUUAUUCUUGGCUUUCAACGAAUCUAAGAUCUGAGGACCCUUUUGUCUGAAAUAGAGUUUCCCAUAGCUGGGAAAUAGACAACAACAUGGUUGGUCUUUUUCCUAGAUUUUCUGUUGGCAAAGCUGGUCAUCGACGAUCCCAGAGCGCUCUUGUGGAACGGGAAGUGGUGCCUCCAAUUUCGGAUGUUGCAACAGUAGCAGCGGCCACUGCUGCCCCUACUACUGCUCAUGGAAUCGAAGUAGCGGUCGAGUUUAAACCGGUAGAACAUCCAAUUGAACCUUUGGACAACGACCAGCCGAUUCAAUGCCCAUUGCCUGAGCCUUCAAUUCUAAAUGACGGAAGAAUAUGGAAGGAGCGUGUAUCAGCUAGCGUACGGAGGAGAGCCGACUUGCCGGUUAUGCAAGAUGGAGGCACCCUUCAAUCUCAAUCCGAAUCUGAAGCUACUGUCGGAACCAAACCUCGGCCGACCUCAAAUCGUAUGAUCUUACCGUCUCUAAGUGCUCCGGAACAUAAUUUACUAAAGCUCCUUGAAGAAUGUACUGCAUCUGGGAUCUAAAAGCAUGCUGCUACAAUGCUACUUCAACUUCAUUGGAAUAAUUUGCAUGUCAUCUAUAAACAUCAAACUAUAUAUACAUCAUGGAAAUGUUACCCACUGUAUAUCUCAUAAAUCACAUCUAAAUUUAAAUCCAUCUUUUCAUUUCUACUUAAAUAUAA